Molecule: messenger RNA, 2592 nt
Organism: Tribolium madens (black flour beetle)
Lineage: Eukaryota; Metazoa; Arthropoda; Insecta; Coleoptera; Tenebrionidae
Gene: Src64B
Product: tyrosine-protein kinase Src64B
Exons: 5
Coding region: 261-1838 (525 amino acids)
Biological process (GO): innate immune response; cell differentiation; protein phosphorylation
Cellular component (GO): extrinsic component of cytoplasmic side of plasma membrane
Molecular function (GO): non-membrane spanning protein tyrosine kinase activity; signaling receptor binding; ATP binding
Source: RefSeq, a predicted model, not a curated record
UCAGGUUUUCUCAGAUUAGGUAAAAUGGCUGUAGUAUACGCAGGUUUUGUGUUGAUGUUCUUCAAUUAAUUUAAGUUUUAAAGUGUUGUGAUGUAUGAUCGCGUCUUAAUUUAGUGAAAAAAUAAGUUUUUAGUGAUUCCAGUAAACUUCAACAACAAUCAUUAGGUUGGACUUUGUUAUAGUUACUUUAUAAAUAAGGAUGAACCGGCUGCUGGAUACCCUGUGCUGACCUCUUGGUUUCGGCCGCCGCCGACACCGCCAUGGGCAAUAACUGCUGCUGUUGCGGCAGCCGACGCUCGCAGCCUGACAGACUCGUCUAUCCGGGCGGAAUCAAAACAGCACAUGGAUUGGACGGUGGUCCACCUCGACUGACAAUCAACAAUCCCUACACACCGGACCCUCAGCGCAGUCACGUGGACAUCAUAAGGAGCCGGCCGACCCCCACACGGCCCCCUCUUUCAGUAAAGGGCCGCAUCGUCGUGGCUCUUUACAACUACGAGGCCCGAGACAGCAGUGAUGUCUCGUUUAAAAAAGGCGAUCGCAUGGAAGUCAUCGACGACUCCGAAGGCGAUUGGCUGAAUGUGAUACAUCUCAUAACCAAAGUCCAGGGAUACAUCCCGGGGAAUUUCGUAGCGGCCGAAUUGAGUGUCGAAAGCGAAGACUGGUUUUUUGAAAACGUAUCGCGAAAGGAAGCCGAAAAGCUUCUUCUAGCCGAGGAAAAUCCACGAGGAACUUUCCUAGUCCGUCCUUCUGAGCAUAAUCCCAAUGGGUAUUCGCUCUCAGUGAAAGACUGGGAGGAGAUCCGGGAAUACCACGUGAAACACUACAAAAUCAAGCCACUAGAUAACGGCGGUUUUUACAUUUCCACCAACAAAACAUUCCUCACUUUAGUCGAAUUAGUCAAUGCUUACACCAAAAACGCUUAUGGCCUUUGCCACGUCUUGUCGAAGCCCUGUCCCAAGCCCCAGCCCACGAUGUGGGACUUGGGGCCCACAUACCGGGACAAGUGGGAGAUCCCACGCGAGGAAAUCCAACUCAUCCAGCGUCUCGGCCGCGGCAACUUCGGUGAAGUCUGGUACGGAAAAUGGAAGAACAACAUCGAAGUCGCCGUUAAAAUGCUGCGAGAAGGCACAAUGUCCACUCAGGCCUUCUUGCAAGAAGCAGCAAUCAUGAAAAAAUUCCGUCACAAACGGUUGGUAACCCUGUUCGGGGUUUGCAGCGAACACGAGCCGAUUUACAUCGUCCAGGAGUACAUGUCGAAGGGCAGCCUCCUCGAUUUUCUCCGAAAGGACGAAGGCAGAGAGUUGGAAUUCGAGGAUUUGGUGUACAUAGCGUUCCAAGUGGCCAGCGGGAUGGAGUACCUCGAGUCCAAACAACUCAUCCAUCGGGAUUUGGCCGCGAGGAACGUUCUAAUUGGUGAAAAUAACAUUGCGAAAAUUUGCGAUUUCGGACUUGCGAGAGUGAUAGAAGAUAACGAGUAUUGUCCCAAGCAAGGGUCCAGGUUCCCCGUCAAGUGGACGGCACCGGAGGCCAUAGUUUACGGGAAAUUCUCCAUAAAAUCGGACGUUUGGUCGUAUGGAAUUUUCUUGAUGGAACUGUUCACGUAUGGACAGGUCCCAUACCCCGGAAUGCACGGCCGAGAGGUCAUAGAUAUGGUCGAAAAGGGGUACCGAAUGGGCAAACCCACGUCGCAUGCCCUCCCGGAUGAAAUCUACUCGAUUAUGUUACAAUGCUGGGACGCAAAGCCCGAAAAUAGGCCCACUUUUGAUUUCUUGACUCACUAUUUCGAAGGGUUCAAUGUGACGUCAGAAGUACCCUACAGGGAAGUGCCAGACUAGAGUUUCUUUGUACUUAAUUUGUGGAUCAAUACGUAUAAGCAACACGACUAGAUCUCAUUUUGUGUUUGGUUUUUCCACUCGCCCGUUUGCUUGCCGCACAUUUCUUCAAAAAUUCAAAACUAAGACUGGUUUUAUUUGGAGUGCAGGAGCCACGUACGAUAUGACGCAGUACAAAAAGGCAAAAUUCAAGUGACCUAUUCGAGAAUUUAACUUUUAUACGACUUUUUGUACGUCUUUUUACUCAAAAUAUUGGACGUGGACCAAUACUUUGCUUCCUUUCUUCAGUGUAUUGUAUGUGUGGUUGUCAAUGGCGUCUUUUUCGGUUCGAAAUAUAACAUGUGGUGGAUAAGGAGCUCUCUAUUUUUGACGGAGACCACACGUGGCAUUUCCAACCGAACUUGGAGCUCUUUUAUUUGGUUUUGUGCAAUAAACAAUGUACAAAAUUCAUUCUAAAUUAUUGAGAAACUUAUUUUUAGAGUUAUAUAAGUGUUAAUCACGUCUUAAAUGUAUUGCUUUUAUUUUUUGUUUUAAGUAUAUUUUUUAUUCGUCUUUGUUUUAUGAGGAAAAAUAGUCAUGAUAGUGAUCGUGAGUGUAUUAGUAUAAUUAUUUAUGUUUCAAAUGGUUAUACAGUCAGAUUUGAUCCAGUCAAGUUUUAUCUGUUCUUAAGAAAAGCCAUAUGUUAUUGAUUUUUAUAUAGGAACAAUCAUAUUAAAUUUUGUACAUAUACAGUAUGAAUAAAACAUUGUGCUACUCA